This is a messenger RNA of Saprolegnia parasitica CBS 223.65, 354 nucleotides long. RefSeq lists its product as hypothetical. The record is from RefSeq and is a predicted model, not a curated record. Bases 1 to 354 code for a protein of 117 amino acids. NCBI's taxonomy places the organism in Eukaryota, Oomycota, Saprolegniomycetes, Saprolegniales, Saprolegniaceae. The transcript has a single exon. Gene Ontology annotation, molecular function: protein binding.
AUGCAAUUCUUCCACGAACACAACUGCGACGGCUUUGAUGACGAUACGAUCUGUGGGGCCGUGCACAGCGGCAACUUGGCGCUCGUACAGUUUCUCUUGGCGCACCGCCAGAACGCAAACACGCUGCGCCGGGCCAUGAUGAUUGCGGCCGAGACGGACAGCGUCAAGAUGCUCCAAUGGCUCGUCGACCAGCUCGGUGCCGCGGCGCACUUGGAUUGGACCGCAGGACACGCGUACAUUUCUCGGGGCCAUCGAUGUGCCGCGUUCCUUGCAAGCAUGUCGGCGCACGCGAUCGGUCUCUACGACCGCGCCCGCAAGCGCAAGUCGUCCAAGAUGGUUUGCAACGAUAUGUAG